Messenger RNA from Carlito syrichta (Philippine tarsier), 2356 nucleotides. It is a transcript of the gene TRAF3, whose product is annotated as TNF receptor associated factor 3. Gene Ontology annotation, cellular component: plasma membrane signaling receptor complex. Gene Ontology annotation, molecular function: tumor necrosis factor receptor binding; zinc ion binding. The record is from RefSeq and is a predicted model, not a curated record. Gene Ontology annotation, biological process: innate immune response; regulation of defense response to virus; Toll signaling pathway. Bases 148 to 1854 code for a protein of 568 amino acids. NCBI's taxonomy places the organism in Eukaryota, Metazoa, Chordata, Mammalia, Primates, Tarsiidae. The transcript is spliced from 11 exons.
AUGAGGAAAAUGAGGCCCAAAGAAGUUAUGCCACUUGGUUAAGGUCCCAAAGCAGGUCAGAACCAGAUCUAGGAUCAGAAACCUGGCUCCUGGCUCUAUUCUUCUAAGGAUCGCUUUCCUGACAGAAGAGAAUUUUUCUUUUCUAAAAUGGAGUCCAGUAAAAAGAUGGACUCCCCCGGCGCACUGCAGACCAAUCCACCGCUAAAGCUGCACCCUGACCGCAGCACUGGGGCAUCAGUUUUCGUCCCUGACCAAGGAGGUUACAAAGAAAAGUUUGUGAAGACCGUGGAGGACAAGUACAAGUGUGAGAAGUGCCGCCUGGUAUUGUGUAACCCAAAGCAGACAGAGUGUGGGCACCGGUUCUGUGAGACCUGCAUGGCCACUCUGCUGAGCUCCUCAAGUCCAAAGUGCACGGCGUGUCAAGAAAGCAUCGUUAAGGAUAAGGUGUUUAAGGAUAAUUGCUGCAAGAGAGAGAUUCUAGCUCUUCAGAUCUAUUGUCGGAAUGAAAGCAGAGGUUGUGCCGAGCAGUUAACACUGGGACAUCUGCUGGUGCAUUUAAAAAAUGAUUGCCAAUUUGAAGAACUUCCAUGUGUACGUGCCGACUGCAAAGAAAAAGUUUUGAGAAAAGACUUGCGUGAUCAUGUGGAAAAGGCCUGUAAAUACCGGGAGGCCACUUGCAACCACUGCAAAAGUCAAGUUCCAAUGAUCACAUUGCAGAAACACCAAGACACCGAGUGUCCCUGUGUGGUGGUGUCCUGCCCUCAUAAGUGCAGCGUCCAGACACUUCUGAGGAGUGAGUUGAGUGCACACUUGUCAGAGUGUGUCAAUGCCCCCAGCACCUGUAGUUUUAAGCGCUAUGGCUGCGUUUUUCAGGGGACAAACCAGCAGAUCAAGGCCCACGAGGCCAGCUCUGCCGUGCAGCACGUCAACCUGCUGAAGGAGUGGAGCAACUCCCUGGAGAAAAAGGUUUCCUUGCUGCAGAAUGAAAGUGUAGAGAAAAAUAAGAGCAUACAAAGUUUGCACAAUCAGAUAUGUAGCUUCGAAAUUGAAAUUGAGAGACAAAAGGAAAUGCUUCGAAAUAAUGAAUCCAAGAUACUUCAUUUACAGCGAGUAAUAGACAGCCAAGCCGAGAAACUGAAAGAGCUCGACAAAGAGAUCCGUCCCUUCCGGCAAAACUGGGAGGAGGCAGACAGCAUGAAGAGCAGUGUGGAGUCCCUUCAGAACCGUGUGACCGAGCUGGAAAGCGUGGACAAAAGUGCUGGGCAGGUGGCUCGGAACACAGGCCUGCUGGAGUCCCAGCUGAGCCGGCACGACCAGAUGCUGAGUGUGCACGACAUCCGCCUGGCCGACAUGGACCUGCGCUUCCAGGUCCUCGAGACCGCCAGCUACAACGGCGUGCUGAUCUGGAAGAUCCGUGACUACAAGCGGCGGAAGCAGGAGGCCGUCAUGGGGAAGACCUUGUCUCUCUACAGCCAGCCCUUCUACACCGGUUACUUCGGCUACAAGAUGUGUGCCAGGGUCUACCUGAAUGGGGACGGGAUGGGGAAGGGGACGCACUUGUCGCUCUUUUUUGUCAUUAUGCGUGGAGAAUACGAUGCUUUGCUUCCUUGGCCGUUUAAGCAGAAAGUGACGCUGAUGCUGAUGGAUCAGGGUUCCUCUCGACGCCACUUGGGAGACGCGUUCAAGCCCGACCCCAACAGCAGCAGCUUCAAGAAGCCCACCGGGGAGAUGAACAUCGCCUCUGGCUGCCCAGUCUUUGUGGCUCAAACUGUUCUAGAAAACGGGACAUAUAUUAAAGAUGAUACAAUUUUUAUUAAAGUCAUAGUGGAUACUUCGGAUCUGCCGGAUCCCUGACGAGUAACUGGGGAGGUGGAUUUGGCAGAAGGUAACUCCUCUGGGGGGUUUGAACCGGUCUGUCUUCACUGAGGUCCUCGCUCAGAAAAGGACCUUGUGGAACGGAGGAAGCUGCAGAAGGCGGAGGCGGCUGGCGGGCGGAGCCACACGCAAACACACCUGACAUGUUUUCUAAUAGACUAGCAACACUCCCUCUGCAGAAUGAUUUAUCCCUCGAUGAGAUAAAUAUUGCUGUCAGAGAAGGUUUUCAUUUUCAUUUUUAAAGAUCUAGUUAAUUAAGGUGGAAAACAUAUAUGCUAAACAAAAGAAACAUGAUUUUUCUUCCUUAAACUUGAACACCAAAAACAAGAAAACACACCCACAUGGGGGGAUAGCUGGACAUGUCAGCAUGUUAAGUAAAAGGAAAAUUUAUGAAAUAAUAAUGCAGUUCUGAUAUAUUCAUUCUAACAUUCAAGAGUGCAAUCUUGUUUCAAAUAUAGUAUACUGUCUAUUUUUAAGGCCU